Messenger RNA from Salvelinus namaycush (lake trout), 2847 nucleotides. It is a transcript of the gene map3k13, whose product is annotated as mitogen-activated protein kinase kinase kinase 13. Bases 74 to 2059 code for a protein of 661 amino acids. The record is from RefSeq and is a predicted model, not a curated record. Lineage: Eukaryota; Metazoa; Chordata; Actinopteri; Salmoniformes; Salmonidae. Gene Ontology annotation, molecular function: JUN kinase kinase kinase activity; ATP binding. Gene Ontology annotation, biological process: JNK cascade; protein autophosphorylation. The transcript is spliced from 10 exons.
GGUGACCCAACAAGACACCGUGAAGAUCAGUGACUUCGGGACAUCCAAGGAGCUCAGUGAUAAGAGUACUCAGAUGUCGUUCGCUGGUACGGUGGCCUGGAUGGCCCCAGAGGUCAUCAGGAACGAACCGGUGUCUGAGAAAGUAGACAUCUGGUCGUUUGGCGUGGUGUUAUGGGAGCUGCUGACUGGAGAGAUCCCCUAUAAAGAUGUGGACUCCUCAGCCAUCAUCUGGGGUGUGGGUAGCAACAGCCUCCACCUCCCUGUUCCUUCCACCUGUCCUGAUGGGUUCAAGAUCCUCAUGAAGCAGACAUGGCAAGGGAAGCCCAGGAAUCGUCCAUCAUUCCGUCAGAUCCUGCUCCAUCUGGACAUCGCCUCAGCUGAUAUCCUGGGAGCUCCUCAGGAGACCUACUUUAAGUCUCAGUCUGAGUGGAGGGAGGAGGUGAGGAAACACUUUGAGAAGAUCAAGUCUGAAGGAACCUGCAUCCACCGACUGGAUGAGGAGCUGAUCAAACGCAGGAGGGAUGAACUCAGACAUGCCCUGGACAUCAGGGAGCAUUAUGAGAGGAAGUUGGAGAGAGCUAACAACCUCUACAUGGAGCUGAGUGCCAUCAUGCUACAGCUGGAGGUCCGCGAGAAGGAGCUCAUCAAGAGAGAGCUGGCUGUGGAGAAGAAGUAUCCAGGUAACUACAAGCGUUCCCACCUGGUGCGUCCCAUCGUCAGGCCCAACACCGUAGAGAAAUUCAUCAAGAAGAAAGGCAGCAUUUCCCACAAGACUGGGAUGCCCCCUGCUAAGAGGCCGGACCUGCUGCGUUCCGAAGGUAUCCUCAGUGUGGAGGUGCUCUCAUCCCCCUCGCCCCUCUCUGCCAGCCCCAAGGUUUCCACACCACCUGGCAAGCAGAGGUACCGCAGCAAGCCCCGGCACCGCCGUGCCAACAGCAAGGGUUCCCACAGCGACUUCCCCGGGGUUCUGAAGACCGGGCCGGGGGCGGAAGCUACGGAGGAGCAACAACCCCUCAAAGACCACUACCAGCCCCAGCCUCUAGGGGAGCACUACCAUCAUCCUGCCACCGGGUGUGCUGUCCAAGAGCACUACGAGCACCACCACCACCCCCCACCACAGGGCCCUCUGCUGCCCCUGAAGAACAGAGAGGAAGGGGUGGUCAACUGUGCCAACAACCUGCGUUACUUCGGCCCGGCCGCGGCCCUGCGAAGCCCCCAGACAGACCACCUCCAACGCCGCCUGUCCGGCACCAGCCCUGACCUCAUCUCUAUGGCCGUGGUGUCAGACUCACGCCAGCGCAGCAUCUCUGUGUCAGGCCCCAGGGGUCCCGGGGGGAGGGGUGGGACACUGUGUCCCUGCUGCCUGACACACCCCUUCCCAGGCUGCCUGCACUGCCAGGAGACCCCCCCGGCCCCCAGCCACCCAGAGCUGCCACACUACUCCCUGUUGUCCACCUGUCAGGGCUCGUCCCCCUCCCUGUCCAGAGGACCUGACCCCACGGCAGAGGGAGAGCAGCAGGAGAAGCAGGAUACAGCUCGGAAGAGCAGCUUACCCUCUGGAGCUGGCCUCCCACGCAACCUCAGGCCCCUGAGGAAGGCUGGUGAUGAGUCGUCAGAGGAGGAGGAGGGGGAGGUGGACAGUGAGGUGGAGUUUCCACGGAGACAGAGACCUCACCGCUGUAUGAGGUCGUUCCAGUCCUACUCCACCUUCAGCUCAGAGAACCUGUCUGUAUCUGAGGAAGAGGAGGGCAACACCAGUGACCGCUCCCACAGCGGACCCCUGGAGCUCUUCUCAGCCUCUCAGGAGGACCACCUGGAUGAGCUGCUAUCCCACACACCUGACAUCCCCAUCGACAUCAACACCCAGUCAGACGGCCUGUCUGAUAAGGAGUGUGCUGUCCGCAGGGUCAAGACCCAGAUCUCCCUGGGGAAACUGUGUUCUGAUGAGCACAGCUAUGAGAACCCGCUGCACUUUGAGUCUGACUGUGAUUCCUCUGAUGCAGACUGUUCUGACGCCACCAUUAAGAACAACCAGCCUGGCGCACUCACCUCCUGGUGAUCAGCCUCCCCCUGGAAUAUCCUGGGGGCCACUCGGCCCUCCCGUCUGCCUGGAAAAACUCUGGGCCCCAGGACCCUACAGGGCCAUAGCAACGCCCCUGCAAUAGCUCCUCCCCCUUUCCUCUCUGCAUAGCACCCCCCCCCCCCCCCCCCCCCCCAGGCAACCUAAGCAGGGAUCCCUUUUGUAUGAUAUUAGAUAUAUAUACAGUAGAUAGAUGAUUGUGUAACAGUUUGAGGGAAAAAUCAGGAACUCUGUAAAACAACAACAAAACUGUUAAUUGUAAGAUACUGGUGAGGAUGAUGAUGAUGAAGAGGAUGCAGUGCAGCUUGGACCAGCCAGAGACUAUAAACAGUGGGUAACAGUGACUGUGUUACUGUAGGGCUGGGCAGGAUGUUGCUGUACUGUGUGUGUGUCAGGUGCUGGUCUCUCAGGCCAUUGUCAGUACUCCAGACUGGGACUGUCAGUACUCCAGACUGGGACUGUCAGUACUCCAGACUGGGACUGUCAGUACUCCAGACUGGGACUGUCAGUACUCCAGGCUGGGACUGUCAGUACUCCAGACUGGGACUGUCAGUACUCCAGACUGGGACUGUCAGUACUCCAGAAUGGGACUGUCAGUACUCCAGAAUGGGACUGUCAGUACUCCAGAAUGGGACUGUCAGUACUCCAGGCUGGGACUGUCAGUACUCCAGAAUGGGACUGUGAGUACUCCAGACUGGGACUGUCAGUACUCCAGACUGGGACUGUGAGUACUCCAGACUGGGACUGUCAGUACUCCAGACUGGGAC